UUGAUUUGAUGUAAUUGAUGUUGAUUUCGUUGACCGGGUUGUGCUGAUGCUGAAGUUUGUACGUUUACUUUUACUGGAUUUACGCUGGGUUUUACCCUUUUUAUAUCCAAACAUUAAUAAUAACUACUGUGUAGUGUGUGAAUUAAAACUAUUCAAAAAGUGGAGUUCGCUAAGUUUUCAAAAUAAAAUAGUGUUUUCUUAAGGAUCAUGUCGGCCAAUACAGAAAUUCGCAAUUUAAAAGAGGGCACCCUCGACACGAUAGUGAAAAUUUUGCAUAUUGUAGAAGACGAUUGGAAGAAAUUCAUGGCGUUCAUACCCAUGGACCCCCAGAAGGAAAACUCGGAUCGUAAAUACAAUGGUGAGCACAUAAGAUUGAUUGAGGAGCAUUCCAAGGUUGUCAAUGAAAAAUGUGCAAAGAUUUUGUUUGACGAAUGGGGAACCUCAGGUCAAAUAAGACCCACACUGAAGACUGUUCAGCACAUUGCAUUAAAAGCAGAGAUGAUGCGACUUGCAGAUGAAAUAGCUGACAUUCUGGGAGAACCACAUCCCCCACGGCCUACACAAGGACCAGGAGCUCCUGUAACUGACAACAUUACACUUUUACUGAAUGAGACCAGCUCGGAAAUAAGGGAUACAACUGCUCAAAUGAAGUCUGAAAAUAAUGAAACUAAUAAUGACAUACAAGGACAGAGUACUGAACAAGUAUAUAACAUGCCUAAUUUUAAACUUAUAGCUAAGUCUGUUGAUACUGAUGAGUCCUAUAAACAAGAAUCCAGCAAUCAACAGAUUAGUGAACAAUCAAAUGAACAAGUACCUUAUCUUCAGCAACUUAAUAUCCAGCCUUCAGGUCAAGUAGAUUAUGAGUCUGAAUAUCAGCAAUUUCAGACUUCUGUGCCCAAUAUUCCUAUAUUUCUAGGUACAACUGAAGGGCUGACAAUGAGUAGUAAAAUUGAUUCAUCAAUCCUCCAAGACCCAGAUUUGAUUCACUUUGAUUAUGAGGAAUUGCAAACUGCUACAAAUAAUUUUUCUGAUAUUUGUAAAGUAGGAUCUGGUGGGUUUGGGGUUGUGUUCAAAGCUCCCCACCCAGGACACGGCCUGCUUGCAGUCAAGAAAACUCAUAACCAGCCUAACCAAGCAGAAGUGAUGAGAACAUUUAAUUCUGAAGUAAGAUAUCUAUCGCAGUUUCGUCACAUGAAUAUAGUUCCAAUAUUGGGAUUUUCUAAAAAUGGCCCAGUGCCUUGUAUUGUUUGUGAAUUUAUUGAAGGUGGUUCUUUGACUGAGAAAAUAUCUGCUAAAGUAUUAAAUGAGAGGCAAAGAAUAGCUAUCAUGCAGGGAACAGCAGAGGGGCUCCGCUACCUGCACAGCAACCACACAGGCCAUCCCACCACGCCAUCUGCAACAGACCCCAGUGCACAGAAUGUCUCCAGACUUCAUUUUGUCCAUGGUGACGUCAAAAGUGCAAACAUCUUGCUUACAAAAGACUUUGUCCCCAAGCUGUGUGACUUCGGCCUAACAAAACCGUACGAGGAAACAUUCAUCAUGCCUACAACAUUUGGAACUCAAGUAUACAUGGCACCGGAAGCAAUGCAAGGCACCGUCACUCCCAAAUCAGACAUAUUCAGCUACGGAAUCGUCCUACUAGAACUCUUAACUGGCCUCAAACCUUUUGUAGUAACAGACAACACGAAAGUAGAUAUCAAGACUUACAUUUAUGAAGGAUUGAGUAGUGCAAAAAGUAUUUCUGAUUUUUUGGACCAGUCUACUCAAUGGACCAAGGCAGGAGAUAUUUUCGUGUUGGUUAAGAAAUGUCUGGAGUACAACAGGCAUGACCGGCCGACAAGUGAAGCUAUAUGUAAUAUACUGAACACCUUAAAAUGAUAACUGUGAGCAAUGAGACCUGAAUGAGGAGUAUAUAUUUUAUUAGUUAUGUCUUGGUAGGUGCAGGAGCUGACUAAAGUUUAACAGACCUCUAUUUAUACGGUAUUUCAAUAUUUAUAAUAUGUAUACAAGUGUUUUAAUAUUUAUAGGUAUAAUAACACAUUUAAUUUGUUUAAGGGUGAAAUAAGAGCUUACAAGGAAUUUCAGAUUAUUUUAUAAUAAAGUGGACCUAGUUGAAAAUAAAUUAGGAUUUAUUAUAGUUAAAUAUUGGUUUUAAUACGUAAGUAUUUUUUAAUACUCAGCUUGGCAAAAAAUUUGAACAGUGGAGAAAACUAGUUACCAAUCCCAGUAUGCGUAGCCGAAUGGCACAAACGCUUACGAAACAAAACGCUUGUAGAUAUCUAUCUCUAUCGCUCUUGCGUAUCGGCGCGACAGAGCCAGACUACCUUUCGCGGCGUUUCGUUUUCGUUUCGCGUCGUAGAAAUGCCAUUCGGCUACGGGGCUUGAUAUCACUUAUACUUUAGGGUUAUGCCUACUGUGUUCUGUGGCCAUGCCUCAUCGGGACACCACGGCGGCGCAUCCAUUCAGCAAUCACUAUCAAAACGUACACAGUUCUAUUGAAACAGGUAACAGUGUUGCCAUCUUUUGGGUCACAUUGUGAGCAUAAACAUGACAUUUGCACUUCAAGCCAAUAAACUGGCUCCUGUGCUGCCCCCUACAGUUUAUGCACGCUCUCUAGCGUUACCGACAGCCGACAGGGUUGGUACUGUUGGUAGUUAAGAAGGCAUUGGUAGCCUAACGAUAAAUCUUAAUGUAACGGUUUCAAAAUACAUCAUCAAAAAUAAAUAGUGUCUAUAUACUUCCUACCUAUGAAUUCUAUGAUUUUCCGACAAUAAUUUGCCAGUACGGAUAUUGAGACUAAAAAUAGAAUUAAAUGAAAUAGAAAAAUAAAUACUUACGCAUAAAACUCUGAUGCCUCAGUUCCAAAAUGUCCACAAUCACUCACUAAACACGCAAGCAUAGCACAAGAAUAAUAAUUAUACAACCAUAACAUUAAAUAAACUGACACCAAAUAUUAUUUCUAGUCCCAUGACACUGACUGACAUUAACAAAUUAUUCUUUAUUCAUGGUUAUAAACAAAUAGGUUUAAUAGGUGUGUCAUUUAGGUAUCUUAGACUCGUCUUGGACAAAGACAAUGGGUGGGGGGCAAUUAUAAGUUAUAACUGAUCCAUUUUUCCAUUAUUACACUAUUAAGUUGAGUUCCACAUGUAGGUAUCCACUGAACACGCGUGCCAUAUACAUAUAACCAGUGGACACUCAAUUUAAAAUGGAUCAGUUGCAUUUGUCCCCCAGUCCAAAUUACCCCGCUGUGCCUUACUGGAUUCUCUUUGGAGAAACAAAACCAUUGCAGAUCACUGAU
Messenger RNA from Leguminivora glycinivorella, 3298 nucleotides. RefSeq names its product interleukin-1 receptor-associated kinase 4 (gene pll). Gene Ontology annotation, biological process: protein phosphorylation. Gene Ontology annotation, cellular component: plasma membrane. NCBI's taxonomy places the organism in Eukaryota, Metazoa, Arthropoda, Insecta, Lepidoptera, Tortricidae. Gene Ontology annotation, molecular function: ATP binding; protein kinase activity. The record is from RefSeq and is a predicted model, not a curated record. The transcript has 4 exons. Bases 208 to 1878 code for a protein of 556 amino acids.